AUGUGGGAUCUACAGAGAAUGGUCAACCGUGAGUGCAUUUCCGUCCAUGUUGGUCAAGCUGGGGCCCAAAUGGGAAAUGCAUGCUGGGAGCUUUACUGUCUGGAGCACGGUAUCCAGCCGGAUGGACAGAUGCCCAGUGACAAGACAAUAGGAGGAGGAGAUGAUUCCUUCAACACCUUCUUCAGUGAGACGGGAGCAGGGAAACAUGUUUUUCAGCUCUCUGUGGCUGACAAAACCAACGCCUGCUUUGAGCCGUCUAAUCAGAUGGUGAAGUGUGAUCCUCGUCAUGGGAAAUACAUGGCCUGCUGUCUUCUGUAUCGUGGAGAUGUGGUGCCCAAAGACGUCAACUCUGCCAUCGCUGCCAUUAAGACCAAACGCACCAUCCAGUUUGUUGACUGGUGUCCCACUGGAUUCAAAGUAGGUAUCAACUAUCAGCCUCCGACUGUGGUUCCUGGUGGAGAUCUGGCCAAAGUUCAGAGAGCCGUGUGCAUGCUGAGCAACACUACAGCUAUUGCUGAGGCCUGGGCUCGUCUAGAUCACAAGUUUGAUCUGAUGUAUGCCAAGAGAGCCUUUGUGCACUGGUAUGUGGGUGAAGGAAUGGAGGAAGGAGAGUUCUCAGAGGCCAGAGAAGAUAUGGCAGCUCUGGAGAAGGAUUAUGAAGAAGUCGGCACUGACAGCAUCGGAGAUGAUGAAGACGGAGUGGAAUUUUAAAUACAGUUUGUUUGUAAU
This is a messenger RNA of Carassius carassius (crucian carp), 729 nucleotides long. Its product is annotated as tubulin alpha chain-like. Gene Ontology annotation, biological process: mitotic cell cycle; microtubule cytoskeleton organization. Gene Ontology annotation, cellular component: microtubule; cytoplasm. Gene Ontology annotation, molecular function: GTP binding; structural constituent of cytoskeleton. The record is from RefSeq and is a predicted model, not a curated record. Lineage: Eukaryota; Metazoa; Chordata; Actinopteri; Cypriniformes; Cyprinidae.